AUGUAUUUCCUUGGCGUUCUUCAUUCGCUUGUCCAACUUCCAAAGGAUUUAUACAAUACCGGAAUUUCUGAUUGCCACCGUGCAGUAAAUGUUCCAUUCGGUGAUUCUUCAAACGGUAAACUUGUCGUUAGAAUGGAAAAAAUCGACAGAUUACAAGAAACUCUUAUCAGAAGAGUUAAGGGUGCAUUCCCAGAAAUUACAGAAACAGAACUCGAUUAUUUCAAGACAUCUACAGAUGAAAUGAUGACUGCAAAAUACUGGGACCAGAAAAUCACAAGAAAAGUUUGCAUCAACGGUUACAGUGUUAGAAGCUCUCAAUCAAUCAAUUUCAUCCUUACAUUAUCAAACAUCAACUCUCCACCAAACACAGUCAGCGUAUUAUUCACCGUCUGCAAGUCAGAUUACAUCUUCAUCAACAGCUUUGCUGCUAUCACAUUAUUCAGCAUUGUUGAUGGCAAGGUUGAGAACGUUGUUUCUUCAAUCCCAGCUUCAAAGAUCACCCAGAUGAUGGUUGCUUGCGUUGCUUCCUCUAUCGCUCCAGAAUACUUCGGCACACAUAUCGCAACCGAAUCAUCACUUUCUCCAAUCGUUGACUACAUCGAGGGAUAUCUUAACAAGUAUGUCACAGUUCUUAAGUACAUCAACGAGAACGAGGCCCAGGCUUCCAUCAACGAUUUCAGAAACAACAACAACGUUGUCGAUUUCGCUUCAAUUUCUGAUCGCAUCAGAAAGGUCUGCCUUACAACACCGACACCAUCUCCAGAGCCAACAGCUACACCAGCUCCAGAACAGCCAGUCUCCAACAAGAAGUUAGAGAAGAAGCACCGCCGCUCUCAUCGCCACGCAAUGAGAGGCUAA
Molecule: messenger RNA, 858 nt
Organism: Trichomonas vaginalis G3
Lineage: Eukaryota; Parabasalia; Trichomonadida; Trichomonadidae
Exons: 1
Coding region: 1-858 (285 amino acids)
Source: RefSeq, a predicted model, not a curated record